AUGGCUGAGGAGGAUGAGGAGCUCGACUUGUACAACGAGAUGACUUUUGGGUUAGACCGAGACUCCAUGGAGGAGGAUGCCCCAAAGCCCCUGGUGCCACCAGUGAUAAGCCCUGAGCUGGCUGAAGCGGUGGCAGAGGAGACUGAGACCAGGGAGGAACUGGGACCUGGAGCAGCUGAGCAGCCAGAGGAGCUGGGAGAACCCCAGGAGAAAGGUGGGACAGAGCUGGAGGUGGAGCACGUUGGCUUCAACUUGGAGGAAGAGGAGGAGGAGGAGCUGGAGACCGAGGAACAGGAGGAAGACCGGGAGCCCUGUGUGGAGCCCAUCGACCUGGGAGACCCAGCCGUGAUGAGAGCUGUGCAGGGCAAACCCACGCUGGAGAGCCAGGACUCAGCGGUGCUGGACAGCAAGAUUGAUGCUUUCUGGGAAGGGUUUGACAAGGAGGACAUGAUGGAUCCCAUGGUGUGGGGCUCCUGCCCCCACAGUGUCCCACCCCACCGCGUGCUGGAGGAUAAAGCCAUCCUCCAGGUCCUGGAGAGGCCCCCCCCACCCACCAACAUGGCCCUCGACUUCCUCGGCUCCCCUGUGCGGAGGGGCUAUGGGGGCUCUCCCCGGAUCAAGCACCCUGACUUAAGACUGAUGUCCCCCAAGUCCUUCCCCCAGCGCUUUCUCCGGCAGACCACAGGGUACGUGCCUCUGACCCGUUUCCAGCCCACGUCCCCCACCAUGUGCAGGCCAGCGCGGCCUCUCGCUAUGCACUUCGGCCCCAUGUCUCCCUCCUUGGACCCUGCUCUCUUCUUCAGCCCCUCAGCCUGCAGCCAGCUGAACCUCAGUACGCCCAGCCACAUGACCCAGCUGCACCCGCAGCACCAGCGGAUCCUGACGCAGCAGCAGGACAGGCAGACGCAGAGCGUCUCCCCCAAGAAGCUGUGGUCUUCUAAAGUGGACCCUUACUCUGGGCUGAUGACCUCCAAGGAGAAGGAGUGGGUCGUCAAGGUGGAGAUGAUCCAGCUGCAGAGUGAGAACAUGGAUGAUGACUACUACUACCAGACAUACUACCACCGGCUGGAGCACAAACAGGCAGAGGAGGAGCUGCUGGGUGGGCGCAACAAGCAGGAGCCCCCCAAGCUGGUCACACCAUUCAUCCAGAAAGUGGAGACAUACGACUCUGUGGUGCGCAUCGCGGGCUCGCUGGGCCAGGUUGCGGUGUCCACCUGCUACAGCCCUCGCCGGGCCAUCGAUGCUGUGCACCAUGCCCUCGUGGAGGAGGCUGCAGGGAGCCACCGGCUGCGGGCACUGCACAGGAUCGAGAAGCUCUUCCUGCAGCUGCUGGAAGUGGAGGAGGCACAGCGGAAGGUGUCCCUGGUCCCAGGGGAGCAGCAGCCCUGUGGUCAGAAGCAAAAGAGCCAAGAAGUGAUGAGUAUCUACCAAGCCUUGAAAAUCAGGGCUUGCAGCAAUGAAGAGGAGGCAGAGGAUGAAUUCCUGCAACUGCUGUGUGUGCGGAAGGGCAAGAAACUCAUUGCCCGACUGCUGCCCCACAUGACCCGGGACCAACAGGAGAAGAUCCUGCUGACCAUCACUCACCACCUGCCCUUCCUCAUGAAGAAGGACAUGUCGGAUGAGUCUCUCCCCCUGCUCUACAGCCCAUUGAACGUGGUGGUGGGCAGGAUGACCUUCAGCAAACUCAUCGAGGUCCUGCAGGAGCUGACGCAGCCUCUGCCCGAGUCCUCCCUCGCUAUGGCCUUAAAGAACCAGUUUGGGAUCUCUCUGCUUUACUCCCUGCUGAGCCAUGGUGAGAGGCUGCUGUCCUCGGAUGUGCCGCUGGAGCCGCGCAGUGGAGACUUUGAGGCCUGGACAGACACAGUGUACCUGGUGGCCCGGGAGCUGUCUCAGGUGCCCAAAGCUUUGCUGGUGGAGCCUCUCUCCUUGCCCAGCAACCUUCUCUCGCUCUUCUGUCGUUACCUGGACAAGCAGACAGUCUACCACCUGGAAGCCAAAAUGGAGUGCUCCCCACUGCCAUCAGAGGGACUGCCAUGCUGUGCUGAGCCCUGGGAGCUGGGAGUGGGAGCUGGGGCCAGGCAGGACCUGAUGCCAUGA
Molecule: messenger RNA, 2097 nt
Organism: Acanthisitta chloris (rifleman)
Lineage: Eukaryota; Metazoa; Chordata; Aves; Passeriformes; Acanthisittidae
Gene: PATL2
Product: protein associated with topoisomerase II homolog 2 (yeast)
Exons: 17
Coding region: 1-2097 (698 amino acids)
Biological process (GO): deadenylation-dependent decapping of nuclear-transcribed mRNA; P-body assembly
Cellular component (GO): P-body
Molecular function (GO): RNA binding
Source: RefSeq, a predicted model, not a curated record